AUGGAUUUCUCCUGUCACGUCCGCAUAAACAACGAAUCCCCAGAGGAUCUCCUCCUCGAAGACUCUGGCCUCGAGAGCGGAGACUGGCCAUUACGUCAGCCCCUCAAUGUCAUCGAAGCAGGUACCCAACAGACCAUCUACCUCGCGCAGCCGAGCUGGGGCGGUUCAAAAGCAUGGGUCACGUAUGAAGCGAGGUACGGACAGGGAUGGAGGAAUUUCACGCUCGAGUUUGAGUGUCCUGCUAUGCCGCUCUCAAAGAACCAUGUCAAGGUGAAGGAUUGCUCGAGGGUUUUUGAGAUUGAAAUUACGGAUGUUCAGGAGCGAGGGAGUCCUUUGACUGCGAAUGUAACGAUUCGCAUGGAUGCGAAAAAGUCUAUGGUUACGAAGAGCGACGACAUCCGGGCAAACUACGACAUCGGCGUCGGCGUCUCGUUCCCCACGAAGAUGGACAUCAAAUUCCCCGUUCACGAAAGUAUCGUCGUAGCAGCCUUUAUCGAAUCCGACAUGACUUUCCCCCGCGGAACAGUCUACAACAACAUCAACGACAAACAAUGGGAAUUCUUCCGCGGCGUAGUCUGGAACGACGAUCCCUCCUGUCUACUCUUUGAAGAUGUCACUGAAGACAAUCGCAUGUUUGGCUUGGGCGUCGAGUGGUUAAACGCUUUCAAGUUCGGCGAUGAGAAGUGCAUGACCAAGCGAUCACACAUGGGAGAUCUUCAGUUCUUUCACGGUAUGGGUUCAGUGAUGGGUGAGAAACCGGAGAAGACGCGCAAGAAUAUCAUGACCUGGAUGGAGGUUAUGUAUAAGCUUGCAUGCGGCGAUCAGGGCAUUUCCGAAGACGACAUCCUCGACGACGUCCUGCCGGAUUUCUUCACCGAAGAAACCGUACCCGCGAAAUCCGACUCCCUCCGCGAUCUUAUCCUCGCUACAACACCGAAAUACAAAGAUGCCAAUAUCCGCAAACGCGCAUUCGGUAUUUGUCUCCAUAUGAUCUCCGACUCCUACGCCCUAGGCCACACGCAGCGCCGUCUGCGCAACCCCUCUGACCUCAUCGAGCGCGAUACCGCAGGAUACAUUCGCUUCAAGCCUGAUACCUACGGGGACUGGGGCUCUAUUCUCUGCUUCCACACAUACAACGACCAAGACGGUGAUCGUCACUCUCACUACGAUGAUAAAGACGGCGAACAAGAUCCUGUGCCGAGGGACGUCACCACCUUCAAUGAGAUGAUCGGCGCAAGAAAUGCUAUUCAGGGCUGCACGGAGAUGAUUAAUCUGUUUAUCAAGAAGACGCCGUGGAAGGAAGGCGUGAAGAAGGUUUUGGAGGAAGAGAUUUUCGUGCUGGAUAGGGAUGCUAAGCCUUCUGAUCACUUCACUGAUGAGAGUGUUGUUUCGUAUGUUUAUGCGCAGAGGUAUGAGGAGAUUGAGUAUCGGGCGGGUUUGGAGAGGAAGCUCGCUUCUUUGGAGGAGGGUGGAUUGAUUACGCAGAAGAAGGGCGACAAGUCAAGGGUCGUUCCGGCGUUGGCGAUGAUUUGUCUUUUCUUCAGCGCAAUGUUUUUCACGUUCCUUACUAUGAGGAUUCAUGGGCUUAUGUAUUAG
Molecule: messenger RNA, 1596 nt
Organism: Fusarium tjaetaba
Lineage: Eukaryota; Fungi; Ascomycota; Sordariomycetes; Hypocreales; Nectriaceae
Exons: 2
Coding region: 1-1596 (531 amino acids)
Source: RefSeq, a predicted model, not a curated record